Misgurnus anguillicaudatus (oriental weatherfish) is the source of this 2049-nucleotide messenger RNA. NCBI's taxonomy places the organism in Eukaryota, Metazoa, Chordata, Actinopteri, Cypriniformes, Cobitidae. The record is from RefSeq and is a predicted model, not a curated record.
AACCUAUCUUUAUUUUAAUGUAGAUCUUCAAACGGAGAAAUGAAAAAAGGGUUUCAAAAACCAAAAUCGAACCGUUAUUUGAAUUUGGUUUAGUCGUUUUUCGUUUUUAGAUUCAGAAACCAAAAACGGAAGAACGGCUCUUUUUUAAGCGUUUUUUUAAACGACAAACGAAAAACGUGUGGUUUCUCGUUAUUUUGUUUUUUGGUUUAAACGAAAAAACAAACUAUCAAAACGUACACGGACCCUUCAAAUGGAAAAGUACGAAAUAAAACUCGCGCAUCACUUUCAGUGAAGCUCCUCCUACAACAAUCCACCAAUAAAUGCUGGAGUCAAACACACAGAGAAAUCACUCCAUGUGUGACAACUGAAAUCUUCAUGACAUAAUGUUGAUGCUGGUGAAAGAGGAGCUUGAGAAGAUGACAGAUCCACAACCAUGCAGAAUAAAGGAUGAAGAUACUGAGGAACAAAUAGAAAUGAUGGAAGUGAAAGAGGAGAGUCAAGCUGAAGUGGAUGAGAAACAUCAGAUUGUAAAAAGCAACCAUACUGUUUCACAGAAAGAAACUCUGAAGACAGAAGACAUAAAGUCUGAAAAUAGUUCCAGUGAAGAUGAACGCCCUGCAGAUCACAAGAGGACUCACAGUGAGGAGAAACCUUUCACAUGUCAACAGUGUGGAAAGAGUUUCAGAAGAAAAGCUCACCUUAACACACACAUGAUGAUUCACACCGGAGAGAAACCAUUCACGUGCCAUCACUGUAAAAAGAGUUUUACAACUGCAUCUAACCUUAAGAAACAUUUGAGAAUUCACACUGGAGAGAAACUUUACACUUGUCAAGAGUGUGGAAAGAGUUUCACCUUUCAAACAAGCCUUAAAGUACACAUGAGGAUUCACACCGGAGAGAAACCACAUCUGUGCCAUCACUGUGAAAAGAGUUUUAGAACAGCAAGUAAACUUAAGACACACAUGAUGACUCACACUGGAGAGAAACCUUACACUUGUCAACAGUGUGGAAAGAGUUUCUCUAUUGAAAGAGACCUUAAGAUACACGCAAGAAUUCACACUGGAGAGAAACCGUUCACAUGCCAUGAGUGUGAAAAAUGUUUCAGAAGGAAGAGUAUUCUUACAGCACACAUGACAAUUCACAAAGGAGAGAAACCAUAUGCGUGUUUUCAGUGUGAAUGGUGUUUCAGUAUGGAGUGUCAACUUAAGAGACACAUGAUGAUUCACAGCGAAAAGAAACCUCACGCAUGUCUUCAGUGUGAAAAGAGUUUCAUACAAAAACGUGGACUUGAGGCUCACAUGAGAAGUCACACUGGAGAGAAACCUUACAUAUGUCUUCAGUGUGAAAAGAGUUUCAGUUUAAAGUUUCACCUUAAGAGACACAUGAUGAUUCACAGUGAAAAGAAACCUCACGCAUGUCUUCAGUGUGAAAAGAGUUUCAUAGAAAAACGUGGACUUGUUAUUCACAUGAGAAGUCACACUGGAGAGAAACCUUACAUAUGUCUUCAGUGUGAAAAGAGUUUUACAAGUGAAGGUAAUCUUAAGACACAUGUGAAGAUUCACACUCGAUAGAAACCAUUCAUGUGUCAACAGUGUGGAUAUGGCAACAACGUUUAGAAAUCCGCUGGGGUCUUAUUAAUGAAAAUUAACGAUUUGCGUACGAUUCUUACUAAAAAUCUAAAUUCGCCUAAAAGCUAAAAAUUGCGUACAGCAAAAAAGAUUCGGGCCGUUCCUCAAUAUGCGUUCCUGUCUGUACUUGUGUUCUUGUGAAACGUCAUCAGUCACGGCUCAAGAACUGUUCCAAUUCUAAGUUUACAUCAAGUCAAGUUCACAUGUCCUUGAUCCGCUCAUUUUAUCAAGGAUGCAUAAGGAGGUGACUUGUGACAGUCAAGUUUCCCAGAAUGCAUUUUGCGUCAAUGGCAAUGAAGCUUACAGGACAAGUUCUGUAUUUUACACUUGAAGCCCUGUUUUCAGAUAGUUUAUGAUGAAAUAGAACGGGUUUGACUGAAAAUUGGACAUAUGCUGCUGCCCCGAGAAUUUUCGUCUUCUG